UGACGUUUGUCGUCGUAAACGUCAAAAAGGAUUAUUAUAAAAGAAAAAGGAAUGUACCCAUUGUUUGUUUGUUUUUUCGGCAUUGAUGAUUUUUUAUUUUAACAAUGAAUAUAAUACAUGAUUCAGAUUUAUUGCAAAGCAAUGAGUACACUUUAAGUUCUCAUUCUCAUAGUCAUCUAGGAGAAAGUGCCGAUGUCACUAGACGUAGAAGCUCAAAUCGUUCUAUUAAGCGAAAAAAGUUCGAUGAUGAACUAGUGGAAUACAGCCUUGGGAUGCCCGGUAUUUCUAACAUAAAGGGUGGUCGAGCUCGCACACAAUCAGCUCAUUUAGAACUUGGGGUAGCUUCACCUUCUACGCCUCCCGUUCUUCCACCUCAACCAUCUACUUCUCAAGUCUUCAUAGAUCACAAAAGAAAACAAGUGUCAAAAAAUGUAUUACCUUCUUCAAAACGUGGAAAGAAAAGUGGUAAACUUGGAGGGCAGUACACUGCAAAAGACCUGGGAAGAUGGAAGCCAGUAGAUGAUUUGGCUUUGAUUAUUGGAGUACAACAAACCAAUGAUUUGCGCACUGUUCACUUAGGUACGAAGUUUUCCUGUAAGUUCACUGUGCAAGAAUUACAACAAAGAUGGUAUGCUUUGUUGUAUGAUCAGGCUGUCUCAAGAGUAGCAGUUUCUGCAAUGAGGAACCUUCAUCCUGAUAUGAUUGCUGCUGUACAGGAUAGAGCUCUUUGGAGUCAACAAGAGGAGAAAAUUUUAAGUACUAUCAAAUCUAAUACAACUACCCCUCCCACAGUAGAAACUUUUGCAGAACUCCUUUCUCAACAUCCGUCCGUCUUUUACACCGGCCGCACUGCCGCCUCCUUGUUCCGCCACUGGCAGAGUCUUAAGAUGUAUAAUCUCUUACCAGAUCAGACAUUGGGACCUCUUCCUACUUCAGCUCGCCCAAUAGUGACCUUUAAUGACGCAGAAGAAAUUGUACAAGAUUCCGAUCUAACUGAACCUCCCGAUGAGGGAUUGGAUAGGGAGAUGAAACUCCAACAGAGAAGGAAUUUGAAAGAAAUUAGGCAACUGGAAAAUGAGAUUGGUCGAUGGAACGUAUUAGUUGACAGCGUGACAGGAAUAUGUCCCGGCAAUUUGGACAACCAAACAUUAGCCGUUCUUCGAGGAAGAAUGGUUAGGUAUCUCAUGCGAAGUCGAGAAAUCAGUAUUGGAAGAACGGGCAAGGGACAUGUUGUUGAUAUUGACUUGGCUCUUGAAGGACCGGCACAUAAAGUUUCCAGACGACAAGGUACUUUAAGGUUACGAAAUACCGGAGAAUUCUAUCUAUCCUCGGAAGGCAAACGACCAAUCUUCGUUGAUGGCAGACCGAUAACGGCCGGAAACAAAACCCGCCUCUACGAUAAUGCCGUCGUCGAGAUAGCUUGCCUAAGAUUCAUCUUUUCGAUCAACCAAGAUUUAAUUAGAUCUAUUCAUAACGAAUCUGUUAGAUAUGGUUUACCGCCAUAAGCUACUCCAGUGAUUAGUAUUACGUAUAAAGAUCCAUUUUGCAGUUAACCAUUUAUUAAGCGUUGUAUUUUCUUUAUAUAGACGUUUAAAACAGAAUUUUUGGAAUGUUCAUAAUGAAAUAUUAUUGGUACAGUAUAAACACCGUUGCACGUCAUUGUCUAGGUCAAAUAUCUAAGUUAACAUUGUUGCCAAAUUACAAAAAAAUCCUGAAUAGAAUGCGAGAAUAUGUUCCAGAUAUUUUAGAAAAGAUAAGGAUACAAAAUUGCACUAAAUAAACCUAAGAAAGAUUUUUUAAGAAUACCGAUUUUUCGAUUAUACGGGGUUUUUACGUUCCCUGUGAGGGUGUCAUAAUAUCCAAUAUUUGAAAUUUCUGCAGUUAAAACCACAGAUUUUUAAUAAUAAAACGAGAAAAAAGGAAAAAGAACACUGCAAACAUGUAAACAACAAUGAAAACUUCAAAGCAAUGUUUGCUUGCUGUCAAAGUCACGUGAUCUGGAAUGGUCAAAUAAUUAAAAAUUAAACAACCAUUUGUGCGUUACGGUUGGUACCAACUUAAUGUAUAUUUUAAUAUUCGUUUACUCCAUUCGUUACUGAUCACGCGCCAGCGCGUGAUAUGGUUACUUCAGUCAGGUGACGUUCACGCACAGCGAGUGAUAUGGUUACUUCAGUCAGGUGCCGUUCAAUAGAAUGGCUCCUAGCCAGAGGCGUGCGGUCCUUGGAAGCGGGGGAAGCGCCGCUUCCCUAUUAUAUACUUCGAUAUAACAAAAUACAUUAUUAAUUAAUAUUUAAUUAUCAAAAAUUUUCCCCAAUCCCAGUAAUCUACAUAUUAUUACCUAGGCAAUAGGCAUUGAAAAAUAUUAAAAAGGAAGGAACUCAAUAUGCACACAAUUCAAUUACUCGGUCCACCCCUGACAGAAGCGCAUCUCAAAAUCGCCGCUUGUCAUGCAGUUGUCCCGUAUAAAAAUUGGUCAGGGUUCAAUGACGGCACCCACUAGUCGCGCGAAUUUUGGUACCCUGCAGAAGCGAUCGUUCGAUCGUCUUCCAAGAGUGGGAUGCUCUGACUGUUACUGCUUCUAAGGGGUGCUUAGGUACAUACAUUCGCUUAAAGAAUAUUUCGAUUUAAAUUUUUUGCAGAGAUUUUUCCUUUUACUGAUCUUUUAUUUGACAUUUUACAGAUGAAGUCAAUUGACAUUGCAUUUUGUAUAAGACAAAUUGAUGACUUUAUUAAUACGAUAAUUAAAAAACGAGAGCAGUUUAAAAAUAUUUGGGAUAAAACUGAAAAUAUGGGGUUUGAACAUGAAAGAAAAAAAAUGAAGAUUGAUAAUGUCGACAACAGAGAGACCUUUUGAUAACAUUCUACAAAAAAUGAAUUUUCGCUUUCAAAAUUUUAACGAAUUAAAAUUUGUAGAAUUAUAUAAUAUAUUCUUAUUUAAUAUUUCUAAUUAUAAUUCAUCAAAAUUUCCCACAGGAAUUUAUUUCACUACGAUUAAAUAAUGAAAAUAUUUUGAUAUGCCAGCUUUGCAUUAUAAGUUAAGUGUUGUUUAUGAAACAACUCACAUUAGUGAUAAAGAUAUACUCAGAAAUCUGGGUAUUUCUUAUAACUACUGGUUUAAAAAAGUCCCUGUGUGAAGUUGUGUGAAUUACUACAAACUAUCCCAGUCACAAGUGCAUCAGUUGAACGAAGUUUUUCAGUAUUAAAAUGCAUUAAAAGUUUUACAAGAAAUUCAACAAGCGAAGACAGACUUUACAAGUCCAUUGAAAAAGACUGAAUUCAACAAUUAUCAGAAGUUGAUAGGAGAAUAGAGCUCAAGUAUAAAUAAGUGUCAUAUUGUUGAAAGUUGUCUGUUGUGGAAAAUGCCUCGGAAUUAAAAAAAAACAUUGAAAUAGAUCUCUUCUUUAGGAAACGAAGCCCGGAGCGAGGACUUAAGGCCCGAGCAAGCAAUACAGAUCAAUGAUAGGUCACUAUAGUCACUAGAAAUAGCGGCAAUAGAGUGCCUCACGCAUUGAUCGGGGUAUGAUUUAGUGUGUGACUCCUUGUACCCAGGACGUCUCACAUAAGCACUUUGCUGAUAGAGAGCCCCUACAGCGCAUCAGAGUGUUAUCAGGUGGGAAGUGGCUCGACCCUCGACCCUUAAGAAAAUAUUUUUAUAUCCUUAUUGAAUCGCUUCCCCUUUAGAAAAAGUCACCGCACGCCACUGCUCCUAGCUGAGUUCCAUCCUCUUCGAUAGGCAGCGAAUGGGUUAAAACUAAUAAUAUAUUGUGAAAAUUUUCAUAUCUUCUCAUUAUGAACAAUCCACAAAUUCUUAAUCGUUUGCCAAGUAAAUUACCUAAUUCUUUUCGUUAGAUUUUCAGUUUUUUUGCACUUGUUGCUUUUAUUUUGUUUUUGCUCAAAAGUGUUCGAUGUAGUUUAAUAAUAUCAAAAUGACUCGUGUUAUGUACCAGAAACAAGUCGUUUAAUGCAAGUAAUCAUUUAAUUACAAAACAGUAUAUACACUUAUUUAGGUAUAAUAGCAACUUAAUAUUACCAAUAAUUUAAUAUCUGGAGGAAAUAAAAAGUAUUCUUUAUUA
Molecule: messenger RNA, 4073 nt
Organism: Diabrotica virgifera virgifera (western corn rootworm)
Lineage: Eukaryota; Metazoa; Arthropoda; Insecta; Coleoptera; Chrysomelidae
Gene: Rcd5
Product: microspherule protein 1
Exons: 6
Coding region: 105-1505 (466 amino acids)
Biological process (GO): positive regulation of transcription by RNA polymerase II
Cellular component (GO): MLL1 complex; Ino80 complex; NSL complex
Molecular function (GO): protein binding; G-quadruplex RNA binding
Source: RefSeq, a predicted model, not a curated record